Messenger RNA from Mycotypha africana, 1305 nucleotides. RefSeq lists its product as uncharacterized. Gene Ontology annotation, biological process: mitochondrial magnesium ion transmembrane transport. Gene Ontology annotation, cellular component: mitochondrial inner membrane. Bases 1 to 1305 code for a protein of 434 amino acids. The record is from RefSeq and is a predicted model, not a curated record. The transcript has 4 exons. Lineage: Eukaryota; Fungi; Mucoromycota; Mucoromycetes; Mucorales; Mycotyphaceae. Gene Ontology annotation, molecular function: magnesium ion transmembrane transporter activity.
AUGUUCAGGCCUCCAGUUGUGAAUAGAAAAUGUUUAUUAGAGUUUGCCACCGUUGAUUUAAUAAAAGCAUGUACAUAUUCCAGACUUAAAUCACCAGUGAAAGUAAAGCAUGGUCCACGGCUAGCUUAUUAUGGACAGCAUAGCAUAAAGAGAUCAUUCACCACGAGUCAUGCCACAUUUGUUAACAAGUCUCCUUCCUCAGCCACCUCCACAACAACCUUUACCUCCAACACAGCGACACCUUUACAAACAAACACCUCGAAUAACACACAGUUGAAUCCGUUUUCAAAACGAAUCGUACCCCUACCAGCGAAAGUUGCCGGCAUGAAACUGCGGUGCACAGAAUUCGAUCGCAACGGUGUUGUCAAAACCACUGCUGGCGAAUUUCUCAAAUCAGAUUUCUGUCAACGCCAUUCACUCCUUCCGCGCGAUUUACGAACUAUUGAUACCUAUUCUGUCUACCAAAAGCCCACCAUUCUAGUUCGUCAUGAAGCCAUUUUAGUGAAUAUUGCCCACUUAAAGGCAUUGAUCAAGAGUGAUAUGGUUGUUUUGUUUGAUACCUACGGCUCGACCGAUAGUUACAAUCAAAGUAUAUUCAUUUACGACCUACAGGAUAGGCUAAGGUCGAAUAAAGAGACAUUGCCUUUUGAAUUCAGGGCGCUUGAAGCAAUUCUUAUUUCAGUCACCUCUUCAUUACAGUCAGAAUUAGAUAUAUUAGAAGAACCUGUCAACAAAUUAUUAAGCGACCUGGAAGAUUUGGCAGACAUAGAAGAAUCAAUGAGUGGCGAUAAAUUACGAGACUUGUUGCAAUUUUCAAAGAAAUUAUCAAAGUUUGAACAAGAUGCAUUGUCUAUUCGAGAUGCUUUAGAGGAAGUCUUGGAUAAUGACGAUGAUUUAGCAGCCAUGUACUUGUCAGACAAAAAAGAAGGCAGGGAACGUGAUGCAGAGGACCACGAAGAGGUAGAACUUUUACUGGAGGCUUAUUACAAAUUAACGGAAGAAAUUGCAGCGAAAGCAUCUACUUUGCGUCAACACAUGCGAUCCACAGAAGACAUUGUUCAAUUGAUAUUGGAUGUUUCAAGAAAUUCAUUGAUGUGGUAUGAUAUUAGGCUAACGAUCAUCACGUUAUCGGCGACUGUCGUCAGUGGUUGGGGAGCCCUUUUGGGUAUGAAUUUGAAGAAUCAUUUUGAAAUGGAUCCAACAGCUUUCUAUUAUGUAUCAGGCUUUGCUGUUUUUACUGGCGCUUGUGCUUUCGGUGUUGCACUUCGGAAGUUACGGUCUCUAGCAAAAUUGAAUCUGAAGUAG